Molecule: messenger RNA, 3741 nt
Organism: Myripristis murdjan (pinecone soldierfish)
Lineage: Eukaryota; Metazoa; Chordata; Actinopteri; Holocentriformes; Holocentridae
Gene: acox1
Product: acyl-CoA oxidase 1, palmitoyl
Exons: 14
Coding region: 138-2123 (661 amino acids)
Biological process (GO): fatty acid beta-oxidation using acyl-CoA oxidase; lipid homeostasis; very long-chain fatty acid metabolic process
Cellular component (GO): peroxisome
Molecular function (GO): FAD binding; fatty acid binding
Source: RefSeq, a predicted model, not a curated record
CGCCUUUCCACAGCGAUGAGGAAGGUGACGUCUGUGCCGCUAUAAGACAGGCUGAGGGGUGCGUAGGUCAGUCGGUGCUGUUAUCACCUUUAUUUGUCUGGGUUUAGCGGUGGUUUUGCCCUAUAACACACGGAGCUAUGAAUCCCGACAUCCUAAGAGAGCGACAAAAGGCUACUUUCGACGUCGAGAAACUCACCCAUAUUUUGGACGGUGCUCCAGAAAAGACCCGAAGGAGGAGAGAAAUUCAGUCGCUGGUCCUCAGUGACCCAGACUUUCAACAUGAGGACCCAAACUUCAUGUCCCGCAGUGACCGUUAUGACCUGGCAGUUAAAAAAAGUGCCCAGAUGAUCCUGAAGCUAAGAGAGUAUGGCAUUGCAGACCCUGAAGAGAUCCUCUGCUACAAGAGUCUGUAUCGGGGCAACCGGCAUGAGGCCUUGGGUCUGCACUUCGUCAUGUUCCUCCCAACCCUGUACAGCCAGUGUGACCCCCAGCAGUUCCAGAAAUGGGUCCCUCUGGCAGAGUCCUUCCAGGUCCUAGGCACCUAUGCCCAAACUGAGAUGGGACACGGCACGCACCUCAGAGGGCUGGAGACUACUGCCACAUACGACCCGGCCACACAGGAGUUUGUUUUGAACAGUCCCACAGUGAGCUCCAUCAAAUGGUGGCCUGGAGCUCUUGGAAAAACAUCCAACUAUGCAAUAGUCCUUGCCCAGCUUUAUACUCAGGGGAAUUGCCAUGGUUUGCACGCCUUCAUCGUACCCAUCCGUGACAUGAACACCCAUGAACCGCUGCCAGGUAUUGUGGUUGGAGACAUUGGCCCCAAGUUUGGCUUUCAUGAAGUUGACAAUGGCUUCUUGAAACUAGAGAACGUACGAAUUCCACGUGACAACAUGUUGAUGAAAUAUUCCAAGGUGGAGCCAGAUGGUAGCUAUGUGAAGCCGCCCAGUGCCAAGUUGACCUACAGCACCAUGGUCUUCAUCCGCUCUAUGAUUGUAGGAGAGUCGGCCCGUGCCCUCGCCAAAUCCUGCACCAUCGCCAUUCGCUACAGUACCGUCCGACGCCAGUCUGAGAUCCGUCCUGGGGAACCAGAGCCACAGAUCCUGGACUACCAAACCCAGCAGUACAAGCUCUUCCCUCUGCUAGCCAUGGCCUAUGCCUUUACCUUUGUUGGCCAGUACAUGACCAAGACCUACCACCGCAUCACCGCAGACAUCAACCAGGGUGACUUCAGCGAACUGCCCGAGCUCCAUGCCUUGUCUGCGGGUCUGAAGGCCUUCACCACGUGGGCAGCCUCAACUGGCAUUGAGGUGUGCCGCAUGUCAUGUGGCGGCCACGGCUACUCGUGCAGCAGUGCCCUGCCAGAGAUUUACGUCACUUUCACCCCCACAUGCACCUACGAGGGAGAGAAUACAGUCAUGAUGCUGCAGACUGCCAGAUACCUGGUGAAGAGUUAUCGGCAGGUUCAAGCAGGCCAGCAGCUGAGCGGUAGUGUGUCAUACCUGAAUGAUGCGCAGCAGCAGAGGGUGCAGCCCCAGCCUGUUUCUGCCAGACCAACUGUGGUGAACAUCAAUGACCUGACCAGCCUGGUGGAGGUCUACAAGUUGCGGGCUGCCAAGCUGGUAGAGAUGGCAGCUAAGAGCAUCCAGCAGGAGCUUCAGCGCAGUAAGAGCCAGGAAGACGCCUGGAACAGCAGUGCCAUCGACCUGGUCAGGGCCUCAGAUGCCCACUGUCACUACGUUGUGGUGAAACUGUUUUCUGCCAAGCUGAGCGAGAUUGGCGAUACAGCGAUACACUCAGUGCUGUCAACCCUGGCCCUACUGUACGCCCUGCAGGGCAUUGCACAGAACUCUGGAGAUUUCCUGCAGGCUAGUCUGCUGAGUGUGCCCCAGGUGCUGCAGGUCUCUGUUCGCAUCAAGGAGCUGCUGUCUCAGUUGAGACCCAAUGCUGUGGCGCUGGUAGAUGCCUUUGACUACCAUGACGAGAUGCUGAAAUCAGUCCUGGGACGGUACGAUGGGAAUGUUUAUGAGAACCUGUUCGAAUGGGCCCGCCGCUCCCCUCUCAACCGCACAGAGGUUCAUGAGUCCUUCCACAAGUACCUGAAACCCCUAAGGUCCAAACUCUGAGCUGACCCUUAACCCCCCCACCGCCCCUUCCGGCUGUGACUUUUCAACCCCAGGUGGAUAGGCAGAAUGCUAACAACACUAACCCGUCUUAGGAGCCAUAGGAUGGCAGCCAGCCGCCAUCAGCUGCCGUCCACCGAACAGGAGGGGUCAUUAGAGCCGGCAAGCCGCGUGGCACAGUGUUUCCACCAGUGGUUUUCCCCAUUUAAGACACCUGUCAAAGUGAAAUCUGUUGUUAAUUCCAGCCACUCUGCAGGCCUGUUAUCUUAUGUGGGGCGCAGCACUUACUUUCUAAAUAGGAACACAGAUCUGCCUUCUCUCUCUCUCUCUCUCCCCCUUCCUUUGUGUCUGCCCCCCCCCCCUUCUCUUUCUUUCUUUUUCUCUCUCUCCCUCUCUCUCUCCUUACCUUACCAGAUGUGCUGCUAUAUUAAUCAAUCAUUCUAUUUUAUCUACCUAGCAGUUUUCAGUGUGUAGGUUUUUAAUGUGAUAUAUUAUAUAAACUGUACCCCUCACAUAGAGACUGAGCUCAGAGGACCAAGAGAUGGUGAUUUUGGGGCAUUCAAAGACUGAGAUAUAAUUAAGCUCUUUGGGUUGAUGUGUUUUAAAGUUUCUCACAUGUUGAACACAGAAAAUUAGUUCAAUCCCAAGGUUUCUAAUCAUGUAUAUGAUGGCUAAGUGUGAUGCACCUGUGGGUAGUGAGCAUGUAUGUGAGAGUCAUUGUAUACAUGAGACUGUGUGUGCGUGUGUGUGUGUGUAUGCGUGUUUGAGGGAAUGAGAGACAGACAGCUUUUUCAAUUGCACCGAUUGUGGUGCCAGGAGAAGUGUAAUGUCAAGUGUGUAAAAAAAAAAAAAAGUAACGGCCUGAAUUUCUGAUACUCACGGUUUUCCUCAUAGAAAAGAGAUUAAGUGCUUGGUACAACUGCAUGAGUAUCCCCCCUCCCUGCUACCAGCCAGCUUCAUGGACAGAUUAAUUUUUUAUUAUUAUAUAUUUUUAGUCAAAAAAAAAGUCUGAUAUUGAAAGUAUUCUAUGUGCAUCCACUAAUAAUUAUGCUGAAAUUUCCAGAUACAGCUGAAUUAUCCAGGGUUUAUUGUAUUAUUCUAGUUCAAACAUGGCUGGAACAUUCACAUCUUGGGUAACUACUUAAAUUACAGCUCCCUCAUUCUUGUAUUUACAAAUGUGUGUUAGCAAAACGCAAAACUGGAAACUGAUUUGAUAAACACAAAAUUUAAACUUAGCUCUUGUUAUAUCUGCCUUGUUUGUGAUUGCUUGAUUAAAGCAUGAUGGAAAGAGGGAGCUGAAAAAUGAAGCCUAACUGUGACCUGUAAAGGUGAUUUGUGGGAUAAUUAUGUGCCUGAGGAUGUAAUCCUCCCUUAAUCUAACUAUUAGAGAAUGUAAUUUCUGUGUUUUACGCAGACUAGUCUGUUGAUGAUUUCUGUUGUAGACAGUCUGUGAUUAUCAACAUGUACUGACUAAGCUGUUUUGUUUUCGCACAUUUCAUGGUAGUAUAAAGACAUUUCCUUGAAUGAUAAUCAUUUUAAAGAAAAAUGAUUUUGUGUAUUGAUUUUAAUGGUUGAUAAAUAAUUUGCCCUGCAGAUUAUAUUAAUAAAAAGGUUAAAUGAU